This is a messenger RNA of Pieris macdunnoughi, 1113 nucleotides long. The record is from the annotation of a GenBank genome assembly. Lineage: Eukaryota; Metazoa; Arthropoda; Insecta; Lepidoptera; Pieridae.
AUGGGCACCGACUGCGAGCCUCCAGCCGGCGCUCAUCUCCUGUCCCUCGCGGACGUAGGAGCCCUAGGCUUCGACUGCGCCCUUAAGCCCGUGUCCACUUCAACGUCGGGCUCGCAAGGCGAUCUCAACACUCCCGUGGCGACGUCUGACUUGCCCGCGUUCUUCCCGAGUCUGCUCGAGCCCCCGCUUAUAUCAGGUACAUUACCAGGCGAUGAGUUAUCACUAGGAUGUUCACCACGACGACACAAGCAUGAGUCGUCUCUAUCUCCUGGCGCACGCGCAGAAGACGCCAGUAAUGCGUCCAGUGCUAGUGCCUCAUUAUAUGGGCCCCCCAUGGGUGCUAAACGCGCACCCUCGCCGCCACUACAGUGGCUGCUGCCGUCUGGCCCGGGGCCCGGCAGUGUCGACAAGUACUUCCAGCAGGAGUACGAGGAGCGCGUCGAGCUCCUUCCACCUGAAUGCCAACCGCAGGCCUAUUGCCCGCCACAACCGUGCCCUCCACAGCAUUGCGAGUAUCGGCCACCACCACAGCCGCAACCACAGCAGCAGCACACCUGGGAAACACAAGAGUACGCUAGCGUGCCGCAGCCUACGCCGGGGCCAUCUGGACUUCCGAAACGCGAGCCUUAUCCGAGUCCCGUUUCCGACAGGCCAGUCCAACUCGCCGAGUACAAUCCUUCCACGAGCAAGGGUCACGAGAUCCUCUCCCAGGUGUACCAGCAGAGCGCGCAGCCGCUGCGCCUGAUGCCCGUUAAACCGCGCAAGUACCCCAACAGGCCGAGCAAGACCCCGGUCCACGAACGGCCUUACGCCUGCCCCGUCGAGGGCUGCGACCGCCGCUUCUCCCGCUCGGAUGAGCUGACGCGGCACAUUCGGAUACACACGGGUCAGAAGCCCUUCCAGUGCCGCAUCUGCAUGAGAUCAUUCAGCCGGUCGGACCACCUCACGACCCACGUCCGCACGCACACGGGCGAGAAACCGUUCGCAUGUGAUGUGUGCGGCCGCAAGUUCGCACGUUCAGACGAGAAAAAGCGGCACGCAAAGGUGCACCUCAAGCAGCGGUUGAAGCGCGAGCGCGGCGGACCCCAUGACCACUCUCACGCGCCGCUCUAG